AGUAAUUGGUGGAAAAAAUUAACUUCGGACGUGAAGGAGAUUAAUUUCUCAAGUUUUUAAUUGAUUUAAUACAGUUUUACUUUUCCGAAAAUAAUAUAAAGUUAUAAAGUGUUUAAUAAAUAUUUCCGAAAAAAUAAAUAUCUGAAAUUUUUAUAUGUUUUGGUAAAAAUCCGAACAACAGGCAUGUAAGUCAUACUGUCGAAUUCAUUGAUAGAGUAACAACUGUGGUUUUUGUGGUGAGACGUGUAGGAAGAGAAUAGAAGUAACUUUAGAGAGAUAGAUAAAACCGCACGAGUUGUCGGAAUUACGUGCUUGUGAAAAUUCUUAUUCACAUUUCAUUUCUUCAUUGAAAAGACAUGAACAAUUUACUGAUUAAAAUAAACUCAGUACAGAUAUAACGUUUUAAUUAUUUUAAACGUUGAAACUUAUAAGUUUCCUUAAAUAAUUUUGUGCGCGACAUUAAAAAUUUCAAAUUAUGAAACUUGAAGGAUUAAUGGCACGAGGGGCGUGGAUAAAUGUAGUUGGUCUUGCUUUAGGUGUAAUAUUUAGCAUAAUUGAUCAAGUUCGUUCCCAGCGGUCAACACAGUGGACAGAAGGUAGUCUUAGGCUUGUUGGAGGCAGGACUAAACAUGAGGGUACAGUAUUAAUAUACCACUGGUCCAGAUGGGGAGCGAUUUGUCAUGAUAACUGGGACAUUAGAGAUGCAAAUGUCGUUUGUAAAGAAUUGGGAUUUGCCGGUGCAAGACAGGCUGUGACAAGGUCCAGAUUUGGAAAAGGCCGACGUAGGGUAUGGCUCUCUGGGUUACAUUGCCGUGGAAACGAACGUCACGUUACUAUGUGCUAUUCUCGUGGGUGGGGUAAUCACGAUGGUCGCUGUAAAGGUUACUGGACGUCUGCUGGUGUUGUAUGUAACAGUAGAAAAUUAACAACAACAACAACUACUACUACUACUACUACUACUACUACAACUCGACCGACAACAACCACAAAGAGUACUACGACAACGACCACUCCAAAGCCAACAACAACAACUAGGACAACCACCAAAAAGCCAACAACACCAAAACCUACAACAACAACAACUACUACUCCAAAGCCAACACCAACAACACAAAAAACCACAACAACAACGAAGAAGCCAACGCCACCUCCACCUGCGUACAAUAAAUGGAUCUACGACAGAGAAACAUAUCGAUACUUUAUGUACUUUAGAGACGGUUCCUUUAUAACAUCCGCUCCUGACCCAAGGUACGUUGGAAGGCUCAACACAACCACUUCCACCACCACAACAACACCGCGACCGACACCACGACCAACACCACGUCCUACACCUCGUCCAGGUAGAAUAGAUAAUCGUAUUCCUCAAGAAAACCGCUUAGAAGUUGAAAAUACACGAAGACGUCAUGGGCACCACAGUAAUACUAUAAAAGAAGGAUACCAACAAGACCAACCCAUAGUUGAAGACGAGGACCAGGAUACUUCUAUGUCAGAUGAAUUUGACAACUCUAUAGAGUCCAGUGAUGGUACAGAGGUAUCAGUUGAGUCAGAGUCAUUAGAUACUGAGGAAUCAGAAGAGCAACCAGCGGGGCCAACACCACCAACUUUCACAGACUACCGAGUGAUAGGCGGUCGCGACUAUAAGGGUUUUAAGGAAGGACGGCUUGAAGUACGACUAGCAAAUUCUUUUACUUGGGGCGUAAUUUGUGGAGAUCACUGGGACCAACGAGCUGCUAUUGUUGCCUGCAGACAUUUCAAUGCCGGUUAUGCUCGACAGGCACAAAAGACAGACUAUUAUGGUGGCAGUGGUAUGGAUAAAGUUGUGGCUAAGAUGAGGUGUACGGGUAAAGAGGAACGUCUAGAAGAUUGUGUGACAGAACGCUAUGAAGAUACUCCUGGAAAGAUUGCUUGCUCCAGACCUCAGUCAGUGGCGGGAAUUAUCUGCGAGACAAGACUUCCGGACUUAGAGCCAGAUCUUAGAGCUAUACAAGAAAGUGCAUUUUUACGAGACAGAUAUUUGUAUUAUCUUCAAUGCGCUUACGAAGAAAAAUGUUUAUCGUCAUCGGCAGAUGCUUUAUAUGGAUCCAGAACUUGGGCAUAUGCAUCCAGACGCUUGCUACAUUUUUCAACAAUAGCAAAGAAUAUUGGAACUGCUGAUUUCCGGCCAGAUAUAGACAGAUCGCAGUGGGAGUGGCAUGCAUGCCAUCAACAUUACCACAGCAUGGAAUCGUUCUCUCACUACGAUAUUAUAGAUUCCCAUGGUAACCAAAUAGCAGAGGGACAUAAAGCAAGCUUUUGCUUGGAGGACACAAAAUGCGAUAGGGGUGUUCAUCCAAAAUAUAAUUGCCAAGGAUUUGGACAUCAAGGUAUUUCAGUGGGUUGUUCAGACAGUUAUUUAUCUGAUAUAGACUGUCAAUGGAUUGAUGUGACCGAUGUUAAACCGGGGUCGUAUACAUUAAAGAUUGAACUUAAUCCGAGUAUGCGAGUACCGGAAAUAUCUUAUGAUAACAAUGUGGCUAUAUGUGACUUGUACUUUAACACCAGACAAGCGUCUGUAACAAACUGCAAACUCGGAUCUUUAUUGUAACAGAGCAGCAUGUGUUUUAGUGUAAAACGAUUGAUAUUGUGUGAAUUUGAACAAAAAUGACUCGAGGGGCAAAAAACUAGAGUUGAUGAGUCUACUGUUUGUAAUGCCUACGUGCUAAUUGGAAGCUCAGUAGUGACGUCGAUAUUAGGAACAGGUGCCUUACACAUUGCUGGUUGUCAGCUCUAAUUAGCUAAACACUUACAACACCUGUAUGGUCGUGCAGUUUUUGCACACAUAUUUCAUGUUUAAUGUUAUUUUAAUCUGUCGGAGCAGAUUACUGGUAAAUAUAGUUUUUUUCCCGACAUUCCUUCUUUUUUUAAACAUUCAGUGGUGUACGUGAAGAUAAUUGAAGAAAGUCUGUAAACAAGUGUAUUGGAAUGACGAGAGCGUGGGUGUUUACCUAUACAAAAUGUCCUGCUAAAAAUAGUUAAUUUACAGACUGAAUAAUGUAGAUUCCAUACAUAACUAGUAUCAUUAAAAGCCGAAAA
Messenger RNA from Ruditapes philippinarum (Manila clam), 3072 nucleotides. RefSeq names its product lysyl oxidase homolog 2A-like. Gene Ontology annotation, molecular function: protein-lysine 6-oxidase activity; copper ion binding. Bases 476 to 2584 code for a protein of 702 amino acids. The transcript is spliced from 11 exons. Lineage: Eukaryota; Metazoa; Mollusca; Bivalvia; Venerida; Veneridae. Gene Ontology annotation, cellular component: membrane. Gene Ontology annotation, biological process: peptidyl-lysine oxidation. The record is from RefSeq and is a predicted model, not a curated record.